Pyricularia pennisetigena is the source of this 3555-nucleotide messenger RNA. RefSeq lists its product as uncharacterized. The coding region runs from base 13 to 3555 and encodes 1180 amino acids. The record is from RefSeq and is a predicted model, not a curated record. The transcript is spliced from 5 exons. NCBI's taxonomy places the organism in Eukaryota, Fungi, Ascomycota, Sordariomycetes, Magnaporthales, Pyriculariaceae.
GAGAGGUUCAUCAUGAAAUCCCUCACAUGGCUGUGGGUGGCAGUCGUCGCCCUGGCUGCUGUCGCCUCGGCUCAGAGGAAGCGCCUUUUGUUCUAUGGCGAUGUGGAGUACAGAGAGUGGCAAGAAGCCGAGAGUCUAGGCUAUGAAGUCGUCAACGUCACCGAUGCUCAGUGGCGCUCCUUCACCGAGGAUGACUUCGCUCGGUUCGCUGCCAUCGUUGUCCAGGAUCCUGAUUGCAAAUCACUUCCGGAAGUUGACAACCUAAGGUUGCUCGAAGAAACCAAGACUAGAUGGUCGCCAGCUGUGACGGGACCCGUCAUCCUAAUCGGCACGGAUCCCUCAUUCCACGCCAAUGACUACGAAGGCGCCGUGUCUUUAAUCCGGGGCGGACUGAAUUUUGCAGCAUCAGGCAACGAAACGGGAUUAUAUUUCUCACUCUCAUGCUACUAUCAAAAUGUCGAAAGGGAGACGGUCUCUGUGCUGUCUGAGUUCGGCACCUUUGAAGUGCGAGGCCAGCUGAGUUGCUACAACGACGCACAUCUGGUAGCAAAUUCGACAGCUCUCUUGGGAAUAAACGACGAAGACUUGAGUGACUGGUCCUGCAGUGUCCACGAGGUCUUUUCCAACUACCCCAAGACUGGCAUGCGCGGUUUCGAGCCCUUGGUGAUCGCUCAGGGGGCUACCGGCGCCGGGAACUUGACUUUUGCAGACAACAGCACCGGAGUCCCUUACAUCCUUACAAAGUUUGCCACACCCAUCGGCUGCGGCAAUGGCAUAUGGGAGUCCCGUCUUGGCGAGGAGUGCGACUACGGUGACUCCAACGGCCAUGAUAACAGCACCUGUACCCUGUCUUGUAGGUGUUUAUAUGGGGCAUUGGGAAAUGGAACUUGUUCCUCUGUCAGCAACUCGACAAGUUCCUCGACCACUCGCGGAUUCAGCAGCACACUUUUCACAAACUCAAGCUCCACGGCCACUCCCACUACCAGCUCUUCAGCAACGUCGACGAGCGAGCUGUCCAAUUCCGUCACAUUUAUCACGGUUGUGGUCACAUCCACUGUGUCUAUUAACCCGUCAUCCUCGUCUCUCACUACCGUUACGACAGUUUCCACUUCUACCAUCUUGCCACUGACAUCAAACUCCUCGGCGGUCAGCUCUGGGACAGCUACCCCAGGGCCGUCAGUAACGACGAUCGUUAUCACUGCUACUGUGUCCAUCAAUCCUAGCUCCUCGUCCACGACAACCAUAACAAGCGUGGUACCAAUCUCUGACUCGGCAUCAAACCCAGGCAGCACGACGCCAACUUCUGGUUCUGAAGUUUCCACUGUUACUUCUGUUGUGACCUCAUAUAUAUCUAUCAAUCCAAGCUCCUCCUCGGAAACCGUAUACACUACUGUGUAUAUCACCGCCAUACCUGCUGAGUCUUCUACUUCUCCAUCGGCGGCACCAACAUCUCCGAUCAACAGUCCAUCAAUCUCCACCGUGACUUCGGUAGUGACCUCGGUAGUCACCGUAAACCCGAGCUCUGUAUCGACCAGCGUAUUCACCACUGUUUAUCCUACAACAAUUGUGCCAUCAACAGCCUCUGAUGCAGGACAAUCAUCUUCAUCGUCAGGGACAGCUGCGUCUUUCUCGAGGCAGUAUACAACCAUAACUUCGGUUUAUACUACAUUGGUUACUGUGAAUCCCAACUCGAUUUUCACCUCGUACUACACGGCGUACAUUACAGUCCCUCUCGGACAGAUUGCCUCCACGGCUCCUUUCCCGAACUCAACAGCCAUCCAGACGGACUCCGCCACGUCGACAUCUGUAUUCAACGUGACCUCAAGCUCGAUCUUGGUCACUGUCAUACCCACCACGAGCGUAUCAUCCGUAUCUCUCUCCUCGGUUGUCAUCACCGUGAUUCCGACUUCGCUAAGCUCCACUGUGGUCAGCAUCAUUCCGAGCACGGCUGUUGGGAACAUCUCGUUGAGCUCCACCUUGGUGACAGUUUUGCCGGUGACCUCGACGGCCGGAAGCCAGAUCAGCUCUCUGUCUUUGGUGCAAAGCAGCUCUUCUCAGUUGGUGACCGAGACUGUAUCGUCUACCGUAACUCUUCCUCAGCCAUCUGGGUCAGUGACGUCUGUUGUGGAAGCCAGCUCGUCUCAGUUUGUUACGGAGACUGUCUCUGCUACAGUGACCAUUAUCCCAUCAUCAAGUUCGCAGGCACUACCAAUCUCAGGAACUAAUUCGUCGGCGCUUGUUACUGAGACGGUGUCGUCUACCGUAACUGUUGUUAGUCCAUCGGGGUCACAGACCACAUCCGAUGUGGGUGCUAGCUCAUCUGAGCUUGUUACCGAGACUUUCUCUACAACCGUAACCCUUGCCCAGCCGUCAAGCAUUCAGCAGCCCAGCUCAGAAGCCGGCGCAUCAGCUAGCACCUCGAACCAGGCUGUCACCCAGACAGUGUCCUCGACAGUGACAGUCAGCGGCACCACUUCAUCACCCGUCCAGUUGCCGACCUCAGAGCCAACAAGCCAGUCAAGCUUGUUCACCGAGACAUCCACGGGAGCUGCUACAAUCUCUCUUUCGUCUGCAGGCACAACGUCGGUAGCUACCACCGGGCUUACUGAUGCGAUAUCUGCUACUAGCACUGGAGCAGAGACCGCUACCACCACAACAGACGUGACGAGGACUCCCUGUCAUGGCGGUGGCGGUUAUUCAUCUGUGAAAACUGACGCGUCUACGUCGCUAGGCAAUGUUCAGUCGACGUCUCUUACAGACGCCUGGUCUACCUCGGCUACAAGUGUUCUGUCGAGUUCGAGCUCAGAUCCGCAGUACACCUCGCUUAGAGAUGCCGUAUCUACUUCAAUCACAGAUGCUGUGUCCAUGUCAACUACCGAUGCCCAGUCUACGUCAGCAACAGAUGCCGUGUCUGCCUCGCUCACGGACGUACAGUCUACCUCAAACAGCUGGCUGACUUCAACAACUAUGGCAAUCGAGACCACUGAGGGUGCACUGCCCACAAGCGCCGGAUCCACAUCCAUCUCCAGUGGCUUCUCUACCAGCCUCACGGCGCCCUGGUCGACGAUAACGAAGCCUCCGUUCACCAUUGCUCCGUACGAGCCGACUCCGUGCCUUAGCUGGCUCAGCUACGUGACGGAAGUGUACGUUGUUUUGACCACAACCUGCCCAGAGGGAAGCAUUAGCACAACGACUCUGACCGAUCGGUUCACUACUGUGACGACGUCGGCUUGCGCCACUCAAACUACUCCAGAGCCGUGCUACGGCUGCAUUGUUGGAGCUCCAGACGCAGGAGAGGUGGUUUCAGUCACCGUGACCUCAACUGCAAGCGCAGUAAUUAUUCCCGGCCAGUUACCCACUGCUUCCUCUGAUUCAGGGUUCGGUUUCCCCCAGGACCCUUCAGAAUCUGUACUCCCUCGCAAGGAGAAGGCUGAGGCCGGCAGGGGCUCCGUCGUCACUGCAGGGGCAGGCAGAGUUGACGUUGGCCUAUUUGGUGGAGCCUGGCAGUAUGCGAUGGUCUGCCUUGUGGGGUUUGUCAUGCUGAUGGCUGUGUGA